ACCCUAUUGGAAAUUUUAGCUUAAAAGUACUUAAAGAAACAAAAUAAUAGAAUUAUUAAAAUAAAUUGAGAAAAAAAUGGGAAACUACAGCGACGAGGAAGAGGACGAUACCUUCUACUACCGCUACUCCUCCGCCGCCGCACCGCCGCCGCCAUCGGACACGGCAUCCAAAUCCUCCCGCGGCGGAGGCAGGGGGAGCCUAGCACCGUCGAAAUCGACGGUCUACAUCAGCAACGUGGACUACAACCUGACGAACUCCGAUCUACACAUAAUCUUCUCCACCUUCGGGAAAGUGGCGAAAGUCACGGUCCUCAAGGACCGGGCCACGCGCCGGAGCAAGGGCGUGGCGUUCGUCCUCUUCGUGAGCCGCGACGACGCCGUGAAGGCCGCCGAGGGUAUGGACAAGAAGGUGCUCAACGGGCGAACCCUACGCGCCUCGAUCGCGUCGGACAACGGACGCGCGUCGGAGUUCAUCAGGAAGAAGGUGUACAAGGACAAGAGCAGGUGCUACGAGUGCGGAGAGGAGGGCCAUUUGUCCUACGAGUGUCCCAAGAAUUUUUUGGGGCCCAGGGAGCGGCCGGUGGCGAAGAGAGGGCGGCGCAGCGGCGGCGGCGGAGGAGGAGAAAGUAGAGGGAAGAAUUAUGAGGGUAAUUUUGAGGAGGAGGAGGAGGAAGAGGGAGAUGCUGUUUUCGAGACGGAGAAUUGGGCGUCAGUGGUGGAUGGUGAUGGGGCGGCGGAGGAGAGGUUGUUGCAGGGUGGUGUGGUGAAGAAAGAGAAGAAGGGUAAGAAGAAAACUGGUUAUUUUAGUGAUGAGAGUGAUCAUGAAGAUUAACUCUGCUACUGUGUGUGUGUGUUUUUCUUCCUCUUUUUUUUUUUUUAAAUUUAAUUUAAUUUUUCUUGGUGGUGUU
Erythranthe guttata (spotted monkey flower) is the source of this 908-nucleotide messenger RNA. RefSeq names its product RNA recognition motif and CCHC-type zinc finger domains containing protein (gene U11/U12-31K). The record is from RefSeq and is a predicted model, not a curated record. NCBI's taxonomy places the organism in Eukaryota, Viridiplantae, Streptophyta, Magnoliopsida, Lamiales, Phrymaceae. Gene Ontology annotation, cellular component: U12-type spliceosomal complex. Gene Ontology annotation, biological process: mRNA splicing, via spliceosome. Gene Ontology annotation, molecular function: RNA binding; zinc ion binding.